This is a messenger RNA of Cetraspora pellucida, 1788 nucleotides long. Lineage: Eukaryota; Fungi; Glomeromycota; Glomeromycetes; Diversisporales; Gigasporaceae. The record is from the annotation of a GenBank genome assembly.
AUGCUUGAAUCAAACGAUAUUGAUGAUGAUAUUCCUAUGUUAGAAGAAAAUGAGAGGUUAAAUUUAACAUUUAAAAGAUUAUUUGAUGAUGCACUUAAGAUUGAAGAUGAUGUAGAAGAAAAUGACAUUCGUGUAGUAGCUGCAAUUGAUUUCGGUACCACAUAUUCGGGAUAUGCAUAUGCUCAUUUAAAAAGUAAUCCUUUAGAUAUCAUAACUUGCGUUGAAUGGCCAGAAUAUGAUGGUAUACCAAAGGUGCCAACAGUCCUCAAGUACGAUGAAUCCUUUAAUGUUAUAGAUUGGGGAUAUCCUGCAUUAAUCAAUCUAGAUCGAAGAAAUCUAGAUCGAAAAAGUCUCAAUCAAAUAUCCAAUAUGAAACCCGUAGAAUUAUUUAAGCUUCACUUAGGCAACACUGAUGACAUGGAGAGUAAGCCUUAUCUCCCUUCUGGGCUUGGUUACAAGCAAGCUAUAACCGAUUAUUUACGUGAAAUAGGUGAUUCGCUUAAGGAUCAGUUAAAACGAUGGCAAACUAUUGAUUAUUUUAAAAACGUUCGCUUGGUUUUGACAGUUCCUGUAGAAUUCGAUAAUGAUGCUAUAUCUAUUAUGCGUAAAUGUGCAGUUGAGGCCGGGUUAACGAAACAAAAACAUAAUUCCAAUGGUUCUAAUUUGUUAUUUGUACAUGAACCUGAAGCAGCAGCAGUACAUUGCUUAAAAAGCUCAGGUGAAUAUAAUUUGUUAGCUGGAGAUACUUUCAUGGUUGUAGAUUCAGGCGGUGGCACGGUUGAUAUAACGACAAUGAAGUUAUUAGUAGGUGGCAAAUUAAGUGAAAAAAUAGAGAGUAAAGGGGAUUAUUGUGGCGGCAAUUAUGUAGACCAAGAAUUUUUAAAAUUUUUAGCCAAAAAAGUUGGUGAAUCAACAAUUGAAAUUUUAAAAAAAUCACAUUAUGGACAAAUUCAAUAUGUUGUUCAAACAUUUCGCCGAAGAAUUAAAUAUCGAUUUACAGGAAAACGUGAAGAUUUUAAUGAUUUUGAAUUGGAUUUAGAAGAUUCAUGUCCAAUUAUGAAGAACUAUGUGAAAGAUGACAUAAAAGACGAGUUGGAACUAUCGAUGUGGGUUAUAACUAUAAAAUAUGAUGAUGUAAAAGAGAUGUUUGAUCCAGUUAUUGAUAAAAUUAUCAAGUUGAUUCAUGGAAGAGUUAAUGCUCUUGAUACUCCAUGUUCCGCUAUGUUGUUAGUCGGUGGAUUUAGUGAAUCUAAAUAUUUGGUAUCUAGGAUCAGAGAAGAAUUUAAAGAAAUUAUUCCAAAUAUUUCCAUUCCUUCUAAUCCUAUGCUUGCAGUUGUUAAAGGUGCUGUCCAAUUUGGAAUUUCCCAAAAAAUCAUUGUAAAUCGUAUUUUGAAAUGGACUUAUGGAACCGAUAUUAUAAGAAAAUGGGAGUCAAGCGAUCCUCUGGAUAGAAAAAUUGGUGACCAUAUUAAAGUUUUCAGCAGAUUAGCCAAAAGAGGGGACAAAGUGUCUGUAGGUGAAAAGGUUGUAAGAAUUUUUUCAACGACGCAUGCCCUUCAAUAUAUGAUGGGUCUAGAUUUAUAUGUCACGCGUGACAAUGAUGCAGAAUAUUGCGAUAGUCAAGGUGUGGAAUUACUUGAUAAAUUCAAUAUCAAGGUACCUAUUACUGGUACUGAAAAGCGUGCGAUUCUGUAUAUUAUGAACUUCGGUAUGGUAGAAAUUCAAGUCACUGCGAUAAAUCCAGAUAAUGGAAUGAAAUACGAGAGAGUGUUUGAUUUUGAUAUCUAA